GUUCACUCAGGAAAAUUUACAGUUAUAUCUGAAACUCAGGGAUGAAGACUGGAUCAACGUACGACAAUCAGGAACAGUGUUGUUAAUGUCAGAGUCUGCAAGUUACAUGAGGACUUUGAUGAGCGGUUAUUACCCUCAAAGACUGACUGACAACUCAUUUUGGACAAGAGGAGCUUCCUGCUUUACUCCACAGAACAGCAGAGGAAGUCAGAAGAAGAUAAAUGCACCAGCUUCUUGAGGGAGUGAUACCCCGUCUCACCCAAACAAAUGGCAGCCAAGGAGAGCCAUCUGACAGCCACACUCCUGACCUCCAUCCUGGCAGCGGUGCUCGGCUCCCUGCAGAUUGGCUACCACACCGGCAACGUCAACGCUCCAGCCAAGAUCAUCGAAGAGUUUUUCAACCACACCUGGAGAGCCAGACACAACCAGUCGAUGCCAGAUCACAGCCUGACUCUCCUGUGGUCACUCUCUGUCAGCAUUAAAGACUUUGGAGCCUUGCUGGGCUCGCUGGGAGUCAAAUAUCUGGCAGAUUCUUAUGGAAGACGUAACUCCAUCCUCAUAGUGAACUGUCUCUCUGUGGUGGGAGCGUGUCUGAUGUCUGCCUCCAAAGCCAGCAAGUCAUUUGAGGUCCUCAUCCUGGGACGGUUGGUGUUCGGCCUCUUCUGCGGCCUGGUGAUGAGUCUUAAUCCGCUCUACAUACAGGAAGUGUCUCCCACAAACCUGAGAGGGGCCUUCGCUACACUCAACCAGGUGUCCUUUGCCUUGGGCAUCCUGGUGGGAAUGGUGGCUGGUCUGGAGACAGCGCUGGGUACAGAGCAUCACUGGGCAAUGAUGCUGUCCCUGUCUCUUAUACCGGCCCUGACACAGUACCUGGUCUUACCUUUCUGCCCUGAAAGCCCUCGCUACCUGCUCAUCAACCAGGGAGAGGAGAAGAAGGCAGAGACUGCCCUGCUGAGGCUGAGAGGCAGUGAAGACAAGGCGUUCCCUGAGCUGGAAGAGAUGAAGGAUGAGGCCGCCCGCACUCAGACCGGAGUCACCAUCCACGAGUUCUUCAAGAAGGGCCGCUACAAGCAACCAAUCAUCAUCGUCCUCAUCAUCAACUUGGGCAGCCAGCUCUCGGGAUUCAAUGCGAUCAUCAAUUAUUCUACCCGAAUGUUCCAGGCCAAGUUUGACCAGGCCAAAUACCUGACUCUGGGCGUGGGGGUUGUCAACGUGACCUUCACUUUAGUGGCAUUCUUCCUGAUGGAAAGGGCAGGAAGGAGGAAGUUGCUCUUGACUGGUUUCAUCUCCAUCGCAGUGUGCAACUUACUCAUGACCAUAGUCGAUUCUGUCCUGCACCUGGUCCCAGAGCUGCGGAGCCUGCAGGUUCUGCUGGUUUUCUGCCUGAUUUCAGCCUACGAGCUGGGUCCUGGCCCCAUCUCUUGGUUCAUUGCUGCUGAGCUGUUCGACCAGCCUGGGAGACCCAUCGCCAUGGCCUUCACCAGCAUGCUCAACUGGGGAGGGAAGUUUGUUCUGGCACUCCUCUUUCCUCCAUUACUGAAAAUCUGCGGCGCGUAUGUCUACCUCCUCUUCAUGACUGUGGCUCUUAUUGCCUUCACCUUCACCUGGAUUCGCCUCCCGGAGACAAAAGGGCGCACGUUCGAUGACAUUGCAGAGGAGUUCAGAGGCGCGGAGGGAAUUCCUUUGCACAAUAAGGCCGGAUUCAAUACUUUCAACUGACUGACCUUUCAACCCUUACUGAAUCUGGUCAUGGUCAUGCUGAUAAAAGGCUCAGUUCACCCAAUUUACCUUCAUGUUUUACCAAAUAUUAGCGGUAGGUAACCACAUAGUUUGGGUUUUGCUUGUUUGUGCUGCUCGCAGCGUUGAAAAAAUGAGUUCAGAAAAACCCAGCAAUGGUUCUUUUAAUAAACAUUGUCGUAAUUACUAAGAAUAAUCCACAAAUCUCCAUGUCAACAAUUUUGUUUCAGAGGAAUCUAACUAAACCAAAGAAAACAAUAUGGGAGUAACCACAAUAUUAUUUCUGGAGAGACAUUUUCAACAUUCAAGAGCACCAAAAAUUAAAUUAAAUUCAAUAACUUGGGUGAACUGACCCUUUAACCUUCAUAAUGUUCAAAAGGACAAACUGUUGUUUCACAUGGAGGGAACCAGUGAGUCAAAAUGCAAACUGUGUGUGUCUUGAAGAAGCUGGCAUUGCCUCAAGUUAAUUUGAUUUUCCCAACAAUGUUGUUCUGGUUAUGAGAACUGUAAAAUGACUGAUAUUUAUACUGCAUGUUUUGAGGCAUUUUGUAACUAUUGUAUUGUUAUUUUGUAAAGAGAUGGAGACUUUUAGAGGGCAGACAGAGGGUGCUCACAAAGAGUAAAAAAAGUGAAGAAAAAGUUAAGUCUGCAACAGAGGGACUCUUAAUUUCUUCACUUGUGGUACAGGGACUAAAAUUGGAUUUGUUUUCUCUAAAAUCAUCCAGAUUUUCAGCGGUUUAUUUGACAGCUGAACUCUUUUUACACAAAGAGCAAUUUGACGCACUGUUACAGUUAAAGUCAAUGAAAACCUUCAUGGGUUCAGCUGAAGAGAGGGUUUUGAAUGCUAGUUUGUGUCUCCACCACUUGAUGUGAUUGUUAUUUGUGUAAAUAAAGUUAAGUAAUGUGGGACAAGCUCUUCAGUGCCUUUUCAUAAAACUGAAUUCUUUUAGAUUUUUAAUCAGACUGAUCAAUUACAACGAUGAGUACAUUAAACUGAAUUAUAAAGUAGCUGUUUUAUACAUUUUAGUAUAUCUGCUGAGUGUCAGCAGGGGUUCCUGAUCCCCCCUCAAACCAGUCCCACCAACCAGGAAGCCUUCCUUGAAUUUGGGUUUUGCUGCUGCACAGACACAGCAGCCAUCCAGUUCAUUAUUGGUUUGUGAAAUCUCACAUAUCUCUGAACUGUGUACACUUGUAAGAUGUCUGUGAAAACCAACCACAGCUGUGUGAAUAAAUAUUUCAUCCGA
This is a messenger RNA of Dicentrarchus labrax (European seabass), 2981 nucleotides long. RefSeq names its product solute carrier family 2, facilitated glucose transporter member 1 (gene slc2a1c). Gene Ontology annotation, molecular function: hexose transmembrane transporter activity. Gene Ontology annotation, cellular component: membrane. Gene Ontology annotation, biological process: monosaccharide transmembrane transport. The coding region runs from base 268 to 1719 and encodes 483 amino acids. NCBI's taxonomy places the organism in Eukaryota, Metazoa, Chordata, Actinopteri, Moronidae. The transcript has 12 exons. The record is from RefSeq and is a predicted model, not a curated record.